GCGUCACGGUCGGACUCCCCGGCACUGCGCGCAGAGACUCGGUGGACGCGGUGCUGCAACGCUGUGGGACUGCCGCCGACGGAGCAAAUGGUUAAAGUGACAUUUAACUCCUCCUUGGGCCAAAAGGAGCCGAAGAAAGAAUGCACGGAUGAGGCUCUGAUCCCCGCAGAGGCCGAUGUGGAGGAUGGUCUGCCUGUGCACCGUCGGCAGUCCAGGCUGUGGUGCUGGUCCUUGUGUCUUGGCCUGAUCCUCUCAAGUGUGGUUGUGGGCGGGGCUUACCUGUACCGGUCCUACAUGCUGCAGGAGGACCAGGUGUACUUUUGCGGCGCGGACUACUUUGAGGAGGACUACAUGAUGGAGGAGAUAGAGGUGGAGGAGGCGGGCGAGACGGCACGUCUCCGUCACAUCCAGGAGACCAUCCGCGUGUUGGAGGAGGAGGCUGUCGAGCUCAUCUCUGUACCGGUACCCGAGUUCUCCGAAAGCGAUCCGGCCGACAUCGUGCAUGACUUCAACAAGAGGCUGACGGCGUACCUGGAUCUAACCCUUAACAAAUGCUACAUCAUUACUCUGAACACCUCCAUUGUCAUGCCGCCCAGAGACUUCCAGGAGCUUCUCAAUAACAUUAAGGCUCGUACCUACCUCCCCCAGUCCUACCUGGUCCAUGAGCAGAUGACGGUGGCUGACAAGGUGGACAACAUGGAGGAGCUGGGCUACUUCAUCUACAGUUUGUGCCACGGUCGAGACACCUACAGACUGGAGCCCAGAGCCGCCAUUUUGGGUAUCCAAAAACGGGAGGUCCUCAACUGCCGCAAGAUCCGGCACUUCGAGAACACCUUCGUGGUGGAGACCCAGAUCUGCGAGCCUUAAACCGGAAAGGGUUUUUUUUCCUCACAGUUCAACCUUGUACAGUCCAGCUCCACCCUUUUACUAAUCCUGCCCUGUGUCGAUUACCUGUACUGUCCGAGUACUGCUGAUAGACGUCGGUGAUGUUGAGGUCCUCCAGAGAAAUGCCGUUUUAAGGUGAUUAACCCACGUAUGGUUUCACUGUGUAUAAAAGUACCCUUGCACUAGGACGCGUCUGUUAAAGGGACAUUUCAAGUUUUUAUGAAGCCUCGAAUUUCUCCCAGCCGGGGUAGUUUCAGUAUUUGGGGGCGGGGGGCGGGGGGGGGGGCUUGUAGCUGAAGCAGUAAUAAUGAAACUAAAUUGGAAACAAAUUCUCUCAAAUCUCUCCACGAGGGUUUUUAAAACAGGCCAGAAGGUGAUUUUGAAGGUGCUUUAAGAGGUUUUUCAGACUUUUCCUCAACCCCGGUGGUUUCUCCGUACCACUGCAGGAUUCCUACACGUCUUCCUCACAGCAUCUGUACUCUUUACGAACUUCACGUCGACCAGACUUGAGGGUUUUGCUUUAACGCACAACGUGACGUCAGCAAAGUAGAACAAACUGCAGGGGACGUUCUCAAAAAUGACGGCGAGACUGCAUAAACGCGCCGUCUUAACAUGGUUAAAUGUUGAGACGGCGCUCUUUUCACAGGGUUUUUCUUCCAUUUCCCAAAACAAUUCCAGAAAUAUUCACAUUUCUUUGCAGACCUGCCUAAGAACAUUGUAAUGAAUUUCAGUUUCCUCCUCCAGCAUCCCAAAAAGGACGCUGCCGGUGAUAUUGGGCUAUGCAAAUAAAACUGUCUGGACUCUGCCAGUCGAUAGGCUUCGUUUAAAACUUGAAAUGAACCUUUAAGGUCUUCUUUGUUUUCUGUGAGUUAUUUUCUCUACAUAUCUACUCCUCUGGGGUGUCUUAUUCUAAACACCUACUAGUGUUUUAACACUGAGAUCCUUGGUAAUUACACUCUGUUUAAGGGUAUAACUAUAGUUACAAUGUAUUGUACUCCAGUGAUGAUAUGCAUUAUUGGCAUAGUGAUUGUUUUUAUCCUAUAGCACUGCAAGACAGAUUUGGGCUCCAUCAAUGCUAAUCCUGCUUAUGGGGCAUUAAUUUGAAUACAUCUCUAUAUAAAAAAAAAAACACCAUGAAAUAAUGACACCAAUAAAUCUUAAUAAUUUU
Molecule: messenger RNA, 2053 nt
Organism: Lampris incognitus (smalleye Pacific opah)
Lineage: Eukaryota; Metazoa; Chordata; Actinopteri; Lampriformes; Lampridae
Product: integral membrane protein 2B-like
Exons: 6
Coding region: 88-867 (259 amino acids)
Biological process (GO): negative regulation of amyloid precursor protein biosynthetic process
Cellular component (GO): Golgi apparatus; extracellular exosome; plasma membrane
Molecular function (GO): amyloid-beta binding
Source: RefSeq, a predicted model, not a curated record